CUGCACAGAAACCAUAGGUCCGGCGAUCAUACAACCUGUGCUUAUUUGUAGGACAGGCUUGUGUGUUGUUGGUAAAAUAGGGUUUGUCUACUCCAUUACUUUGUUCAUUAUUUGGCCAAAAACAAAAAGUGUUACUUCAUGCCCCGCUCUCCCCUAAAGUGGAUAAUGUACUGAUGUUACUUAUCCAGUUAAAGUGUAAAAGGGAAAACAGUCUGUAAUGGUUAAACACAUUAUACACAUAUUAAUGAAACCUGAUUUUCAUUAAUUGUUCAUUUAAUCAAAUGUAUAAUGUUUUGCUUUAGUGAUUCUGCUUUCUCUUUGUAUAAAACCUCCACGUAUGAAUCCUCUAAAAUGUUAGGUGAAGACCUGGUGGUGGUAAGACAAAAUGUGUUGAAUCAUAGGCAGAUGCGUAUUACUGCUUAAAUAUCUUAAAGCUGUUACAUUUAUUGACUACAUGUACAAAAACACAACCUGCGAAGGAAUAUUGUUAAUAGUUAUUAAUUAAAAGUUUUCCUCUUGCUGUUUUAGUCAUAAAAGAAAGCUUCAGAAUGCAAGCAGAUAUAACGGUAACCUUAGUUUAUCUCAACUUUUUUUGUACAGUUAUACUCUCAUACUUCCAUGUCUGAGGCUGGUAAUACUUUAACGGUAACAGGUCAUUGCAGCUCAUGUAAAGUCUUAAACACACACAUACACGCACUUACAUGCCUUAAAUCAGGUCACUGAUUUUCUUUUUUAUUGUUAAAGCAAGAUUGAUAACUUUUUUGUCAAAAAAAAUCAGAUCCCUUUUCGCAGCGCAGCAUCAUACUUAUUUUUUAUUUUGAGAAGCAACAAGUAUUAGUUUAGCAUUGUAACUGCUGUCAAGUCUUCAUUGUUUUGGCUUUCAGCAGUGACAUUUGAAUUACUCUGAACUAAACUUCAGCUGUGUAUUUUUAGAGACUUUUUUACUUGACUGUAUCUUUUUAAAUAAUUCUUUUAAUUCUGGUAUUUAGAUGCUUAUUUUUUGCAGUGAACAAAGCCUUACAGAUUUGACUGUGCCUAUCUCUUCAUUCUUCAUUUUUUCAUUUUAUUUAAAUAUAACGUUGAAAUUGGAAAAAAGUUUAAUCUUAUCCACUAUUGAUAUUGAUCUCUUAACGUUUUUUUUUUUACAUUACAAAAAUGUCAGUCUUGUAACUUAAAUUGUGAAUUACAUGAUCAAAUUAUUUCUGAAUAUAUGCAACUUUUUUUCUUUCCUGUUUUGUGUAGGACUGAAAAUCUACUGGUCUCAUAUUCACUGCAUACACAAACUCUGGUCGAACCAGCUCAGUUGUUAGAUCCUGUAAUCUGACUAAUCCAACAGAGUUUGUUUGGAAUUGACUUACUGAAAUCAACUAAUACAUCAUGGCUCAUGAACAGGACUACCACACUCUAAUGUCUGGACUGCAAGAGCUUAAUUUUGAAGGGAAUCCAGUCCCCUGUCAUUUAAUACUAAUAGGUGAACAUUCUUUUCCCCUUGCCAUGAAUUCACGUGGUCAGGUACUGAUAGCUGCAUCUCAUUAUGGUCAGGGACGUGUGGUGGUGUUGGGACAUGAAAAUUACUUAAGACGCUUUCCUGGCCUGAUAAUGAAUGCCUUGACAUGGCUCAGGCCAGAUACCCGAGAUGCCGGGGUUGUAGGGAUUCAGAGUCGUUUACAUGCAGUAGCUGAAAACUUGAACCACUGCAAUAUCAAGACAGAGCUAGGAGACUUUCGGAAUGACUUAUCUAUAUAUAUCACAGAUGCUUACAGUGUUGAGACAUGUGCAAAGGAUCUGGUAGCUUUUCUCAAAGCUGGGGGUGGUUUAAUCAUUGCUGGACAAGCCUGGCAUUGGUCUCACAAACACCCACAAGAAAACAUUUUGAGGAACUUUCCAGGUAACAAGGUCUGCAGUGUUGCAGGGAUUUACUUUACAGAGCAGACCGUAGAAGUCAGCACCUUUCCUGUUCCUGGAAAUAUCCCUUCUAGUUGGCGAGCUUGGUCAAAACCCAAUAACUUUAAAAAGGAUCUAGAGUUCUUGCUGGAAGAUGUGUCCGAGUUUGACACUCGGGGUAAUGCUGUAGCAUCUGAGGUGUUGGUGCACGGACCAUUGGCAUUUCCCAUCGCUCUCACUCCAGAUGGAAAACCAUUUGUUGCUGGUGCCUAUUAUGGGCUAGGUCGAGUAAUUCUGGUAUCCCAUGAAUGCUACCUGAGCAAGAAAACUAUGUCCACUUUCAUGAUCAAUGCCAUCAAGUGGCUUGAUGAGGGUCGCCAGGGUGUUGUUGGGAUCUUACCAAGGCUUAAAGCAGCCCAUGAGGUACUGGCCAAAUCUGGCUUAGAUUGUAAGCUGACUGAUUUCAGAGAUGACCUUAGCGUCUACGUCUGCACUUCCUACAGUGAUGCCCACUGUGCAGAGAUCCAAGAAUUUGUUGCAGAAGGAGGAGGACUUCUGAUUGGGGGUCAUGCUUGGAAUUGGGCCCAGACCCACCGAGGCUCCAAUGUGAUGACUGAUAACCCAGGAAACCGCAUUCUUAACAAGAUGGGAUUGAGUCUAUUGGAAAAUACCUUGAGUGGAGGGUUAUAUAAAGCUCCAGAAGUAGAGCAUAGUAGUGAAGAGGGGUACCACUUUUUGAGAAUGCUGCAGCGAUUUGCUGAACAUGUCAAAUUAGGGCAAAAACUGACUGAUCAAGAACAGGACUACCUGAAGCAGCUGGGCAAAGAUUGUGCCAGUUACCUUCGCAUGCGCUGUUAUGAUAGUGCCGCUUACACUUCAGUGUUAGCUCUUCUUACUGAUGUAGUGAAGAUGCCAAGUUUUCCACAAGUGAGUAGUACCUGUGCUGUGGAAAGUCCCAAAGACCGCAUGAUGCUCCACAUUGGUAAGGAGGUCUACAAAGUGACACCUGAUCCUGAUGACCUUCUUCCAUACAUCAUCAAGGACAGACCCAAUUUGCCCACUGUGUCUAAUGCAAGAGUUCGGAUCACUGCCAACACUGCAGGUUGUGAAGAAUGGAUCAGCACUGGCUUAUAUCUUUCUCCUGGAAUGAAGACAUACAUCACAAUACCUCCAGAGAUCAUUGAAAAAAAAUGGCAGGUACAGCUUGGUUGUCAGACAGAUGACAUUGGUAGAUUAAAGAUUCUGAAGCGAGCUCCUGUGGUCCAUGAGCAAUUCCCCUUGGACUCAGAAAAGGUCCAGGUCUGUAAUCUGUGGGGAGGACUCAUCUACUUCGUAGCACCUCCUAAAAGCAAAGUGGAUGGGGUGGAAAUUGUUGUGCAGACCGCAGUACAGGCUCCAUACUUCAAGUCUGGAGAGACCAGUGUAGCUGACUGGGUGGGCAAGAUUCGUCAGAGACCUGCUCCCUGGGCAGAACUUGAGUUUGAAAACCUCGUCAUGACCUUGCCCUCAGAUUUAAUUCGGAAUCUGGAGCGCCCUGAUGAGGUGGCUGAACUUUGGGAUGCCAUAAUGAGAAGCGUAAGUGACUUGGCAGCAACUCCAGCCAAAUUCCCCCGCAAGGAGCGAUUUGUUGGAGAUGUUCAGAUCUCUGCUGGCUUCAUGCAUUCUGGAUAUCCCAUAAUGAUGCUCUCCAGUUCUGCUUCACAACUACUAAAUGUGAAGGAAGCCCAUAAACAUGAUUUCUGGGGACCACUUCACGAGUUGGGCCAUAACCAGCAGCGUAAGGUUUGGGAGUUUCCUCCACACACUACUGAGUGCACCUGCAACCUGUGGUCAGUGUACGUCCAUGAGAAAGUGCUGGGUGUGAAUAGGGCUAAAGCUCAUCCAUGCAUGACUCUAGAAAGCCGGCAGGCUUGUAUCAAGAAGUAUUUCAGUGGUGGAAAGGAUUUAAAAAACUGGACUAAGGCCACAGCACUCGAGACUUACAUGCAGCUUCAGGAGAAAUUCGGCUGGGAUGCCUUCAAGAAAGUAUUUUCUCUCUACCAUGAUAUGAAAGAUGUCCCAAAUGACAACGCAGGCAAGAUGAAUCUAUAUGCCAAGACCUUCUCCAAGGUGGUCAACCACAACUUGUCUCCAUUCUUCAAAACAUGGGGUUGGCCCAUCCAGCCCAACACAGAACAGGAGCUGUCCCAUCUGCCAGCAUGGAGAGACCAUCCUGUUAGCCAGUAUGCAUAAGAACAUGUUGGAUAGCAAUGAAUAAUGCACACAGUUGUAUAUAAAAUAUCACCUGCAGAAUGCUUAUAUGGAGUUUCUUGGACAUUAUUGAUUUAAUAUAAUUUGUAUUUGAUUAGUGAGGGUGAGGCGCUGGAAUGUGAUUUAAAAGCACUUGAUAUUAAUCAAAUGUGGCUAUAUGCUAAGUGGCCUAAAAUAAAUGUAACCAGAACAUGCACCUACAUAAAUAAAAACAAUUACAAGACUGCAGUUGAACUGUAUUGCUUGUGAUUUUGUUUAAGUGUA
Molecule: messenger RNA, 4398 nt
Organism: Danio rerio (zebrafish)
Lineage: Eukaryota; Metazoa; Chordata; Actinopteri; Cypriniformes; Danionidae
Source: RefSeq, a predicted model, not a curated record